Danio aesculapii is the source of this 957-nucleotide messenger RNA. RefSeq names its product retinaldehyde-binding protein 1-like. NCBI's taxonomy places the organism in Eukaryota, Metazoa, Chordata, Actinopteri, Cypriniformes, Danionidae. Gene Ontology annotation, molecular function: phosphatidylinositol bisphosphate binding. The record is from RefSeq and is a predicted model, not a curated record. Gene Ontology annotation, cellular component: membrane.
AUGUGGAUUAGGGUGUUUUCAAGCAUCUUUCUCCAUCUGUUUCCACAGAGUGGAACUUUUCGAAUGGUGUCCGAGGAGGAGCAGGCCCUCAGGGCGAAACUGGAGCACCUCACGGUCAAAGACCAUGGGCCCGUGUUUGAACCCUCUGCACAAGUACCAGACCACACCAUGCAGAAGGCUAAAGAUGAGUUGAAUGAGACGGAUGAGAAGCGAACGUCAGCUGUGAAGGAGCUCAGAGGAAUUAUCAAGGAGAAGGCAGUUACUGGAGAUGAGCUUGCUAAAGGUGUUCAGGAUACUUUUGGGGAACCCGACGGCGUGCUGGUGAGGUUCAUCCGUGCCAGGAAAUAUGAUGUAAACCGGGCCUAUGAACUCAUGAAGGGUUAUGUGCGCUUCAGACGGGAUUAUCCUGAACUUUUUGAAAACUUGACCCCGGAGGCUGUGCGCAGCACCAUUGAGGCUGGAUACCCAGGAAUUCUAUCCAGCAGAGACAAAUACGGCCGUGUGGUGCUGCUCUUCAACAUCGAGAAUUGGGACUAUGAGGAGAUCACUUUUGAUGAGAUCCUCAGAGCUUAUUGUGUGAUCCUGGAGAAGCUUCUGGAAAACGAGGAGACUCAGAUCAACGGGUUUUGCAUCAUCGAGAACUUUAAGGGUUUCACAAUGCAGCAAGCGUCCGGCAUCAAGCCCACAGAGCUGAAGAAAAUGGUGGACAUGUUGCAGGACUCUUUCCCUGCCCGUUUCAAAGCAGUGCACUUUAUCCACCAGCCCUGGUACUUCACCACCACAUACAAUGUGGUCAAACCCCUGAUGAAGAGCAAACUGCUGGAAAGGGUGUUUGUCCACGGCGAUGAGCUGGAAAACUACUUCAAGGAGUUCGAUGCUGAAAUCCUGCCGUCAGACUUUGAUGGUAAGGGCUCCAAAUAUGACGGCAAGAUCACAGCAGCACAUCUGUUUGACUAG